UGGGUUCCUAACUGAUGACUGAGCCGAUAUGUUUGAAAUCUUGUUAAAGGUGGGAGUAGAGUCUGGAAUGGUCAGGCGUGUGAUGUCAUGUGUGUGUGAGAGAGGGGGGAGUUAGUGAGGGGAGAGUCAGACAGAGACAGAGAGAGAGAGAGAGAGACAGCAACAAGCAAACAAGGAGAGAAUGGCAUCUAUUGGAGACUUCGAUCCGCUUCAGGCCAGUGUCCCCGCCACCAAGAUCGAGAUCACGGUGUCCUGCAGGAACCUUCUUGAUGUGGACACCUUCUCAAAGUCAGAUCCUGUUGUUGUGCUUUUUAUUCAAGGAAUUGGCAGUAAAGAAUGGCGGGAGUAUGGAAGAACUGAAGUCAUUGAAAACUCAUUGAACCCAGAUUUUGUGCGCAAGUUCGUCCUGGAUUACUUCUUUGAAGAGAAGCAGAACCUGCGUUUUGAUGUGUACAAUGUGGACUCCAGGAGCACAAACAUUUCAAAACAUAAGGAUUUCCUUGGUCAAAUUUUUGUCACGCUGGGAGAAAUUAUUGGAUCUACGGGCAGUCGUAUUGAAAAAACAUUGACGGGCGUCCCUGGUAAAAAAUGUGGAACGCUGAUUUUGUCUGCUGAAGAACUGAGCAACUGUCGGGACAUUGCAACCAUGCAGCUGUGUGCUAAUAAGCUGGACAAAAAGGAUUUCUUUGGAAAAUCAGAUCCGUUUUUGGUCUUUUAUCGGAGCAAUGAGGAUGGGACGUUUACCAUCUGCCACAAAACUGAAGUGGUGAAGAAUACGUUGAACCCAGUCUGGCAACCAUUUACUAUUCCAGUCCGUGCACUAUGCAAUGGGGACUAUGACAGGACAGUGAAGGUGGACGUCUAUGAUUGGGAUCGAGAUGGCAGCCAUGAUUUCAUUGGGGAGUUCACCACAAGUUACAGAGAACUGUCCCGUGGUCAAAGUCAGUUCAAUGUCUAUGAGGUUUUAAAUCCAAAGAAAAGAGGGAAAAAGAAGAAGUACAUCAAUUCUGGAACAGUGACUCUUCUUUCUUUUAAAGUGGAAUCUGAUUUCACAUUUUUGGAUUACAUUAAAGGCGGAACUCAGCUAAAUUUCACCGUGGCGAUAGAUUUCACUGCAUCUAAUGGAAACCCUUCACAGCCCACUUCCCUUCACUACAUGAACCCAUAUCAGAUGAAUGCAUAUGCCAUGGCAUUAAAAGCAGUUGGAGAGAUCAUUCAGGACUACGACAGUGACAAGCUCUUUCCAGCAUUAGGAUUUGGAGCGAAGCUACCACCAGAUGGGAAAGUAUCCCAUGAAUUUCCACUGAAUGCAGAUCCUGAGAAUCCAAACUGCAAUGGAAUCGAUGGUGUUUUGGAGGGAUAUUACCAGAGUCUGCGCAGAGUACAACUUUAUGGACCAACCAACUUUGCCCCAGUCAUUAAUCAGGUUGCCAGGUGUGCAGCGCCUGUGACUGAUGGCUCUCAGUAUUUUGUACUAUUGAUUAUCACAGAUGGGGUGAUCUCAGAUAUGGUACAAACAAAAGAAGCCAUUGUUAAUGCAUCAAUCCUUCCAAUGUCAAUAAUUAUCGUUGGAGUGGGACCUGCAGAGUUUGAUGCCAUGGAGGAACUAGAUGGAGAUGAAGUUCGGAUUUCCUCUCGGGGGCGUAUUGCAGAGCGAGACAUUGUCCAGUUUGUCCCAUUCCGGGAUUAUGUCGAUCGAUCUGGAAAUCAGGUUUUGAGUAUGGCACGUCUUGCAAAGGAUGUUUUAGCAGAAAUCCCAGACCAGCUGCUCUCCUACAUGAAGUCAAGAGACAUCAAGCCACGGCCGGCACCUCCCUCGUACAUGUCUGCCUCACAACAAUCAUUCCACACGAGGAUCUGAGGAAAUCCACUCUCUCUUCGAUCAUUUAUAGACUGCUUUUAAUAUAAUUCCUAUUGGAACUUAUGUAAAUGUGUGUGCGUGUGAGUGAGAGAAAUGGACAAGCAUUGAACAUGUUUGCAUUCCACUGUCGAGACAAUGGCUAUAUUUAUUCCAGCUGCUAAUGUCAUUGUUGUGUUCAUGGUUAACUGAGUGGAGAUAAUGGAAACUUGCUGGAUGAGAUCCAUCGAUUUUGUCAGGUUUGUAGCUUUGUAUCAACUACAGGCUCUCCUGCUCACCAGUCAGACAAAAUGUCAUUAUGUGCUUUACUGGGUCCUGCCCUGAGCAGCUGAAAAUUAUCAUUCUCCCAUUCCCUAAAAGCUUGUAAAUGCACUUUCAACAUUUAUCCAGUGUGAUCUCGAUAUAUGGUUUAAUGCCAAUGGUAGCAGUGACCAUUGACAGUAACCAUUAUCACAAUGAAAGACCAGAAACUGGGUUCUGUCAUCAGUUUUUGAAGAAGAAACAAUUAAAAAUCUUAUUCUGCUGUCUUGAUAAAUUAAUAGUGACUUUGGACCUCAUGAGAUUCAUGGAUUCUGGAAAGCAGUAAAGUCUAACUUAUGACAAUGAAUAAUUCAGGUUUCCAAGCAAGUUAGUACUGACUUCAAACCUUGUAGACGAAACUUUUCCUUGUCUCUUCUGGAGGUCAACAUAAAAUGCACUAGCUGAGAUUAACAUUGUCCCUCUGCAUAGCAAUGCAACUUGAGCAUGUAUAUGCACAGGUUGAUCCAAAUAUACUGCACAUAUCGUGUGAAAGUAAUCGUUAGUCAGCACUUUCAUCCACAUUCUGUGCUAACCCACAUAUGUUGUAAUAUUUUGUAACCCCAAUACAGACUACAUGUAUCCAUGUCUCUCUGUCUGUAUAACCAACCACUGGAUGAUACAUAAAAAUAAUACUGAGCUAACUUGCCUCUGGUUUACACCUCUUGCAGAUUGUCAAGAACACUCACUCCUCAUAGUGGGAAGAUUCAAUUAUUCCUCUCUUUCCUCCAAAGUAGGAAUUAGUCCACUCCAUCACACACUUUGUUAACAUGUAUAAUAUUUAGGAUGAUGAUAACUUUAUAUCUUAAGUUCUCUCUUCUCCAAUUAGCUGCACCCUGACCCCAAGGGCAGACAGCUACCCUUCGCUCUUUAUGAAAAAACCUGAUUUAUCAAAAACCCCUGGUUAACCCUUCUCACUCUGAUGCCCUAAAUAUUAGAAUCCUAUAAGAUGCAACAUCACAGUACCACUUUUAUAAUCUCACUCCUACAUAUACAUAAGAACUGCAAAAUGCUAUCUGCCAAUAUUGUCUAACCUCAGCUUGUCUUUUCAAAGUUUCCUACAAUAGAUUCUUUGAAUUUUGGCUUCUAAACAUCCAUGGUAGAUAAAUGCUUUUAGGGUCCAUUUCUACUUCAGGACUAUAAUUCCGGGAGCAUGCCGUUUGUGAAUGGUUGCAUGUUCCUAUUCAUGGAGAUUGCAUCACACUGCUACAGAACAUUAUGGUAUGUACAGUUUGAACCUUCAGUAUUGUCCUGCUCAUAACACUGCUGUAAAUCGGAUCACAGGGUGAAAUGAAAAAUUGACCUGAUAAAAGUGAAGCAUAAGCCAAGCACUUUGUGAUGUAGAACAUCAAUAUAAUGCCAAUUCGAAGGUCAUGCCAAAUAAUAUGUGAUUUUCAUUAAGAACCUAUUAAAAGAUGUAAA
Chiloscyllium plagiosum (whitespotted bambooshark) is the source of this 3577-nucleotide messenger RNA. The record is from RefSeq and is a predicted model, not a curated record. Lineage: Eukaryota; Metazoa; Chordata; Chondrichthyes; Orectolobiformes; Hemiscylliidae.